This is a messenger RNA of Gastrolobium bilobum, 971 nucleotides long. RefSeq names its product dehydration-responsive element-binding protein 3-like. The coding region runs from base 191 to 859 and encodes 222 amino acids. The transcript has a single exon. Gene Ontology annotation, biological process: regulation of DNA-templated transcription. Gene Ontology annotation, molecular function: DNA-binding transcription factor activity; DNA binding. Lineage: Eukaryota; Viridiplantae; Streptophyta; Magnoliopsida; Fabales; Fabaceae. The record is from RefSeq and is a predicted model, not a curated record.
CUUGCAUGCCUUGCAAGACAAAGAGAGCCUCUUCCUUCCACCCCUUACUCUAUUUCCAAAAUAAACUUUGUUUUGCCUUAUAAACAAAACCUCAAUCUUUGGAGGUUGGGUUUUGGACACAAACAAAACAAACACACACACACACCCAUCCACUUCUUUUACUUCCCCUCCUCCCAGUUAAUCCUUAACAAUGAGUGUUGAACCCCAGAAUUCUGAGACCGAGUGCAGCUCAAACUCAUCUCCACCAACGUCACCAUCAUCAUCCUAUCCCCCUUCAACACGUGCUGAUCUCAAAAACCCUGUUGACCCAGAAUCCAAAAAGAUAAGACGCAUUCGAGACUCCAACAAGCACGCUCUGUAUCGUGGGGUUCGUAUGCGAAACUGGGGCAAAUGGGUGUCAGAAAUUCGGGAACCACGCAAGAAAUCACGCAUAUGGUUAGGCACAUUCCCAACACCAGAAAUGGCAGCGAGAGCACACGAUGUAGCUGCUCUGAGCAUCAAGGGUGACUCUGCCAUUCUCAACUUCCCUGAGCUUUCAAACUUGCUGCCACGCCCUGCAUCACUUGCUCCACGUGAUGUCCAAGCUGCGGCAGCAAAAGCUGCUCGCAUGGACAAGUUCGACUUGCUUCCAUCUUCAACAACAUAUUCUAAUGCUUCCGAUGAACUGUGUGAGAUAAUAGAGCUUCCCAGGUUGGAAAACAGUGAUGAGACUCUGGAACUUGAAAAGGAGUUUGUGUUCAUGGACUCGUUAGAUGGCUGGAUGUAUCAGCCACCGUGGUUGCAGAGCAUGGAAGAACUUGGAGUCCCAGAGAGUGAGGUUCUAACUAGUUUUGAGAGUUUGAUGUGGAAUAAUUACUAAAGUGCUUAAUAUCUUCUUCUGCUUUUCUGUGAAUGUCUGUCAUGUGUUUAUAAAUGUCUCUUUUUUUUUUUUUUCUCAUUUUCUUACUUUUGGUGUGUGUAAGCUAAAGCAG